UUUGGCAGUUACGAUAAUCAGUUUUUGGAUCAUCUGGAUUUCAGUACAAACUUUAUCCCAUAAGAAAAUAAGAAUAUUUGUUCAGGAAAAAAAACUGAUGGAUACAAAAUUUACAUUUAGUGUUACUACUUAUUUUCUUUUAAAGGUGGUAUUUGGAACCGUGUAUAUAAAAUCACGGGAAGAAAGUUCUUGGUCAUCUGCACGUGAAUACUGUUUAGAAUUCGGAGGUCACCUAGCAACGCUGAAUAACUUCCAGGAAUUCCGUACAAGCGUCCAGACAAAGCAGACGACACUUGCUCCCAGCGAGGAGUUGUGGGUAGGAGCCUCGUUGCAGAAAAGUCAGUGGAAGUGGAAAGGAGAAGAUGCCGGGGAAUUUAAAGCGGGUGGUCAGUUCUAUACCCGGCGAGGUUGCUUGCAGCACGACUUGCCUGACAAUGGAACCCUAGUGGAGAAACUAACACCAGAAAAAUGUCUCAACCUGUGUCACUGGCAAGGUGUUGUCGGCCUUCAGAACGACAGAUGUUACUGUCAUAGUGAGCUGAAUGUGUCCAGCAGCCGACCAGGUGUGUGCCAUAUAAAGUGUGAUCCGAGCCGUGUAGAAAUGUGCGGAGGAUACUCAUCCGUCUCGUUGUAUAAACCAGGAAAGCGAAGAAUAUCUUGGGCGGACGGAGAGCCAAAGGUUGAGUAUAACUGUGUAUUCCUCCGCAAAGGAGGUAGAGACUCUGGUGUUCAAUUCGUCAGUGGUAAUUGCGACAUGCAAGUGCGCUUCCUGUGCAGUUUCUACGACAACGACAAAUGUGGUAUAUAUGACACGUGCAUCCGGUGGUCAACGACGCAAGCUACUUGGGAUAAUGCUAUACAUAGUUGUGCAGAACUAAACGGGACUUUAGCAGAGUUGUCAAGGUCUGAUAAAGACUAUAUAAGCCGUGACCUUGACAGACUACCGCCCGGAACGUUCUGGGUUGCCUUACGACGCGACAGUGGUUGGCAAUGGAUAAACGGGCAUACAGUAAACCCUUCACUGUUCCAUUCCGGAACGAGUGCCGUCCCAGACCGGACAUGUGCAGUUGUAAGGAACAAUGAUGGAAAUUUUGGACUUGUGGGCAGGCGUUGUGACACGAAGAAAUACUACCUUUGUCAGUAUGAUUACAUGAGAAAGCGGGGUAAUAUGGACGCUCUUGUAGACCCAAGUACCCCGCAAUCCCGUGAUAAGACCACGAUACCUGGGAGUGAUUCCACGAGCAGAACUCCACUACCUGCACGAGAUUCAGAUGACGGAAUAACCGUGCUUGAUACCAACAAUGAAACUGUUUCUCCAGAACAAUCGUCCACCAAAGGAGGUUUAAUGUUUACUUGUAUUUAUAUGGUGCUUGGGUUCGUUUCUGGCAUGGUAUGUGUACUCAUAAUCGGACUAAUCGUAUACCUCAUCUGCAGGUGCAAGGAACCUAAAGCUGGCAAACAUGCACGCUUAAGUGAUCAGCCGUCUAGUCGCCACGACAACCAUAGCGUGCACUAUAGUUCUAAAGACGAUUCCAUCCAGAUUUCUCCACCCCAUUCUGACAUCACGUAUGACACUGUGUAUGACUUAGAAACUGAGUCACCUUUCCGUCGAACACAUCGCCUUAUUCGCAUGGGUUCGGCCAAUUCUUGGAGACACGCGCAGUCACGUCGAAUGCCAACAGAUACCACUGAUUCGCCAGAGGCUGGCUACACAUGGAGGGGAAUGAUUGGCGGAGACGUCGAAAUAAUUAAUACUGAAUUACGUCAUCAAGGGAUAGACCAAUCAGCUGCUUCAAGUAGUUACGAUGGUGCCGCCUCUUACGGAAGCGCACGUGCGAUUGUCGAGCAUCACGAUGCCCGAAGGACUAACAAUCAACACGAUUUUGACGAAAUUGAGGUUUUGUACGAUUUACCCGAGCGUUCAAAUAGUUUUGACUUUGAGAAAAGCAAAUGUAGGGGUGGAAAGAACCCUAAGAUACCGACAGAUCCGAGGUUUCUCGAAAUCCGGACGUCGCGAAAUUCGGAUUCGAACGAGGAAAAUAUAUAUGCUACUAUAAAGAAAACAUUUCAGAAGAUUAAGGACGAAAUGGCGGAACAGUCACAAAAAUCCACCGGUAAUGAUGAAGACUUCGACAAAAUGACGUACACUGCAAAAUUAAAUUGAUACGGGAAUCCCAGAGGGUUUCCCAUUUAUAGUUAAUAUUAAAGUCUUUGAUAAAAAAACCUUUAAGGUGAACGUGUACUGUAUAUGUCAAAGAAAAACCUCUAUACCGUUGGAUUAAAGAUCGCUACCAUUUUGUUGUGUUCGUUACGGUCACUACCGCUUCCGUAAAGAACAGCCGUAUAAGUCUGACAAAAUUCUUAUGAGACUGGCUUCUUCAAAUGAUGUUUCGCUUCUUGCGCUGGCUUCACUAUGCUAUGCAUGAUGUUACUUGAAUUGUUAACAAAACCACUGAAAAUACAUGAAUUGAAAACAUGUAAGACCAAAAUUAUCCGUUCAUCGUGAAUGCAUGAUUUCGCACUGUAACUCUGGCACACUACAGUGACAAAACUGGAAAAUUAAUUAUUUUCAAUUAAAAGACGUGACGCUUAAUGAACAUAUCGGAAAGAACAAGUUAUGUAAUAGCGAGCUCGAAGAGCAGGCCCGAAGGGCCUGCUCGAGAAUCGAGCUUUACGGUAACGCAAGUAUACUUUCACACUUGGUGAUGGAUUUGAAAAGUUUCGUCGGAAGUUUUAAAAAAGCGCACCCUAGCGGACUGGUGCUCACAGGAAGUACUUCUUUCCGGAGUGAAUACAGAACUUCAUUCAAUUGCUAAAAAUUACUCAUCACUUAACAAUAAUGAAAAAAAUGAUUUCCAGUUGUUUGAAAAAAAUAUUGUUUUCAUUUAAAAGAUCAAGCAUCGGCCAGAAAAUGGAAAAAAUGUCAUAAUAAGCCAAAAGAAACGGGAACGCGGUAAUGACGUCACCGUGACACCGGCUUCCCAUAAACUUUGCAACGUAUGAUAUUCACUGUUAUAGGUAUGGUGACACUAAAUGUAGACUUUUUAAGUGAAUAGGUUCUCCUGAGUUCUUGUGACUAGUGAAUAGUUUCUUUGUGACAAAUAAAUGAUGCAUAAUAUUUUCAGAUAAAUCCGAUUUCUUUGAGCUCGCUUUGAAGCUUUGCCUUAUUUCAUAUUAGGACACAUCAUUGGGGUUUUCCUUCGAAUUGGCAAGGGCUAUUUUCAUAGUAUUUAAUUUCCUCACGAGAGAAAAAGACCAUAUGGCCGGCGCCAUGAAAAACGAGCACACUGGUAUUUAUGACAUAAUGUCAAAAUCCGAGAAAGAGCUCUGUCCCUUUUAUACAGUAAAUAGUCCCUUUUAUAACGGUAAACAGCCUGUUAUUUCAUGAAAAUACAAUAUUUUAAUUUAUUAUUUUGAUAUGCCGUCAGGUUAUAAGUAGCUUAUAUAAUGUAUUCUUUUUAAUUUUUUCCCGCAAAGAACAUCGGCUUCAAUCUUGAUCGUCAUUAUAUGCUCUUUGGCCAAUUCUGCUGUUUUUAUGUUUCUGAUAAAUUAUUCUUAUAUAUAUUAAUUUUAUUUUAUUUAUUUAUUUUUCUGUUUGGUUUAACGCCAAACCGACUCAAUUAUAGAUCAUAUGGCGACUUUCCAGCUUUGAUAGUAGAGGGUGACCCCAGGUGCCACUCCUUGCAUUAUUUCAUCACGAGCCGGCACCUGGAUAGAACCACCGAUCUUCCGUAAGCAAGCUGGAUGGCUCUCUCGCAUGAAGAAUUCAACGUCCCGAGUGAGGCUCGUGCUAACAUCGGUGAUGGGCAAGUGAUUUGAAGUCAGUGAGUGAGGCUUAAAGACGCGCCACAGAAUAAAUGUAUUCACUUGUAUUUCCACGAUGGCAAUUAUACAAGAUUUGCAUAAGAAAAAAGGAGAAAUACAAUAAUCUAGUUACAAAUUGACAACGUGUUUAAUGUCAAAGAGUUUAUUACAUUUGUGCAGCAGAAUGCAAAGUUGUUGACGUAUUAGGUUGAACUUAGACCACACUUUGUUUCUACACUUAUUCAUGUUUAUAAAACUAUACUGAAAAGAAACUGACUGAAUAGGUUUGCACAUGAGGUUGUGAAAACACUUAUUCAGGAAAGGCCUGAAUUAUCCACCUUUCAGUAUAGCUCACAAGCUGCAUUAUAGCAGUACUAUCAGAAUGGUCUUUACGGGACAAAGUAGGUCACUAGGUUGUGGUGGGUAUUUAAAGACCCACCACAACCUAGUGACCUACUUUGUCCUUACCCACGAACGUCGUGCAUAUUGGUAUAAUACAGCUAUUCUACAAGAUGACAGGUGGGCAAUUUAGGCCCUGCCUGAAUAAAUGUGUUUUCGCAACUUCAUCUGCAAAUUUAUUCAUUUAUUUUCUUUUCAGUAUAGUUUUAAAAAAAAGAAUAAUAACUAUCUUACACUGUAGAAACAAUGUAUGUUCUAAACUCACCCUAAUCUUUCAAGAAAUGUUCAUGAAAACAACAACAUUAAUUUAAUAAUAAAUUUAGAUAUUAAACACAUUGUCUUGGCCUUAUAUAUGUCACUGUCAAUUUGUAACGAGAUAGUGUUAUUUCUCCUUUUUUCAUGCAAACCAUGUAUAAUUACCAUGGAAAUACAAAAGAAUGCAGUUAUUUUGUGGCAGAUCUUUAACCACCGGGCCACAAAGACCCCUCUUGUAAAUAUUUAACUCCUCCUCCGUAUACACAAACCUGGUCUUUAGUAUACGGAGUAUUAAUGAAUCGCGAUAAUUUCAUUUUAACGGUACUCGGUAAAAUCCAAAAACAGGUAAAGCAGGUAUGUUAUCCGAUAAGUGGUGUUAAUUUGUAUAUUGUAGUAUUCUUAAAUCUAAAUACGAUCCUUUAUUCCAAAACAGAUUUGUAGUCUAGUGGAUAGUGUGUCGGACAUCUAUUCUUUUUAUGUUUGUAUGGUGUAGGUUCGAGCCCUUCUUUUUUUAAAAUGAUUUGUUCUUAUUCUAUUUUGCAGGUUUUUGUUUAUAUCGUCUUUUGUAUUUUUUCUUUCAUUCUUUUUAUUUAUGUAUUUGUUUAAUUAUUAUUGCAAUGUAUAUAGAUUCAAUGUCUAUUCUAAUAAGAGAUCCUCUGAAAAAUGUCAAUAAGUACUCAGUAUAAGUGCACAAGAAAAUCAUGAUAUAAAUAGCUUUACAUGAAUUCCUUCUCCAGGUAAAAACAUGCUGGAAAAAUAAAAAAAAAAGUAGCUCGUCCUGUAUUCGAACCGGCACCGUAAGCUUACAAAUCAUACGUGUUAACCACUAGACCACGCCGCAACUUGCAUUGGUUUUGCGAUAUAAGAUAUUUGUCAUAUAAUGUGUCCACCUGAUUCCCUAUUUCAUUGUUAUGGGUUAAUCCGGUAUUAGUAAAUAAAGGCCACAGUUAUCGCGUUUUGUUAAUACAUCUAGAAAUGCAACACUUGGUCUAGUCAAUAUUUUUUAACCGAAGGUGCCUUGCAUUGGUAAAUGCAAAUGGUGUUUUUACACGUAAUUAAAUGUGUGCUGGUUCAAACGAGAAUUUGGACCCUUGAUAUAAUUCAGAUAUACAUAUACAAGGAAAUCAUGAAGGAAAGUAGGGGGGGGAAACGAGGAUAAAAACGUUGCGUUUCUAGAUGUAUUGAGCAUAGUUUAAAUAAAUCUGACUGCAGUCAAACUUUUUACACGGAAGAUUGAUGUACAUUCAUAAAUGAUAUAAAAAGGUCUGUCUGAUGAAUGUUAUACUUGUCACCAACUUGACCAUGGCCGAAAAUGGACAAAAAUAUACCGUUUGAAUGAUUUAUACAUGGCUAUUUUCAGCUUUUACGGUGAAACUAUCAUCUAUGACAUAUUUCACAUCCGCAAAGGAUGUUUAUGUAGAAAUAAGAUAUACAAUUUGGUAAAAAUAGAUUGUUGAUAUAUUGUUUAGCUCGACCUUUACAUAUGGGUAGUCAGACUGACUGACAAAAUACGGUAAAGAAUCGAGCUGCGGUGACCUAAUGGAUAAGGCACCUGCCCCGCAAUCGGGAGGUCGAAGGUUCGAGUCCUGUCAGAGGCGGGUCUUGUUACUGAAGAGAGACCGGUUGGUAAGCCGCCAGCUAGUUAAAUAAUGGUUACCGAUUGCCUACCUGUCUGGUGUCUGGCAAUAAAAAUUAGGAACCGGGAAGUAAUGCUGUUCAAUGUAUGUAGGUGUCUCAUAAGCCAACUUGGCUGGCCCUUUCAGUAGGGGUGACACUAUAAUAAACAAACACUUUACUUUACUUUUACUUUUAUUAGCAAAUAAAUGGAUACAGCUCA
Molecule: messenger RNA, 6295 nt
Organism: Mercenaria mercenaria
Lineage: Eukaryota; Metazoa; Mollusca; Bivalvia; Venerida; Veneridae
Exons: 9
Coding region: 98-2164 (688 amino acids)
Source: RefSeq, a predicted model, not a curated record